This is a messenger RNA of Caenorhabditis remanei, 810 nucleotides long. RefSeq lists its product as uncharacterized. The coding region runs from base 1 to 810 and encodes 269 amino acids. Lineage: Eukaryota; Metazoa; Nematoda; Chromadorea; Rhabditida; Rhabditidae. The record is from RefSeq and is a predicted model, not a curated record. The transcript has a single exon.
AUGGAUGUGCCAGAUCGACCAACAUCCAUGAUUGAUCCUGAGUCCGGAGACUGCAGUCUUCUCCUUUUUCUGGGUGCGCCUGAGCGACAAGCAACCAAGUCGGUGUCUGGCCGAGGGGUAUCCGGUCGAUGUCUACCAUCGAAGGCUAAAGAAUUAGCUGUUCGAGGGGAACCACUGUCGAAUAUUUUCCCGGGACCAGAUGACUUUAGUCCAUUCCUUGUAUUGGAUGCGCCUGAUCGACCAGCUUCCAAAUUCGGGACUUCCCGUAUAGCGCCAUCUCCAGAUGUGUCUGAACGACAAGCAUCUGAAUCCGGGGCGAACGGAAUCUUCAUCCCUCCGAUGGAUGUGCCAGAACGACCAACAUCCAAGUCCGUGGCUGAUUCUACUGGCCGAGGGGUAUCCGGUCGAGGUGUACCAUCGAAGGCUAAAGAAUUAGCUGUUCGAGGGGAACCACUAUCGAAUCUUUUCCCGGGACCAGAUGACUUUAGUCCAUUCCUUAUAUUGGAUGCGCCUGAUCGACCAGCUUCCAAAUUCGGGACUUCCCGUAUAGCGCCAUCUCCAGAUGUGUCUGAACGACAAGCAUCUGAAUCCGGGGCGAACGGAAUCUUCAUCCCUCCGAUGGAUGUGCCAGAACGACCAACAUCCAAGUCCGGAACUUUCGAAUCUGCUUUAACCAAACUUUCGCUGAAGCUUUGUACUUUGACUUUCGAUAAUCUCUUUCCUUCAACGCCGUUCUUCAACGUAUUAGAUUUGAGGCUCUUAGAAAAAACUGGGAACGUAGCGAUGCGAGGGGGAUCCGGAGGGUCUUGA